GCUAAAAGACUUGCUAUCAAAAAGGCUCGUAAACUGACUCGAACUUGGCAUUAAUUAUUAUUUCUGCUUGCAGGAUGAAAGAAACCAGAUUUUAACUACGAAUUGUUGGCUUAAUCAGAUCUGGAUGGACUAUGGUCUGUUAUGGAAUCACUCAGACUUCGGAGGCAUUAAAGUUGUUCGGAUACCAGCAGAUAAAGUAUGGCGGCCGGAUAUAAUAUUAUAUAAUAACGCUGAUUCGCAAUAUAAUAACGCCAUUCUAAGCACAAAUGUUAUCGUCUCCUCUGAUGGAAACUUGACAUGGUUAUCCAGCGCCAUCUUUCGGAGCUCAUGCAAAAUAAACGUAGCUUGGUUUCCCUUCGACGAGCAAAAUUGUUCCAUGAAAUUCGCCUCUUGGUCUUACGAUGGAUUCCGGGUCAACGUAGUCAUCCAGACCAAGGAAGGAGAUUUGUCGAAUUACGUGGAGAAUGGAGAAUGGGACCUGAUUACCAUGCUUGUGGAACGAAAUGAAGUCUAUUACUCAUGCUGUCAAGAGCCGUAUCCAGAUGUGACCUUUCACAUCGUCCUCCGCCGUCGACCCCUCUUCUACGUCUUCAAUCUCAUCCUUCCCUGCAUGCUGAUCACGGGCAUUGCCCUGCUCAGCUUCUACAUGCCUUCGGACUCGGGGGAGAAGGUCACCCUGGGCAUCACGACCUUGCUCUCCAUGACCGUCUUCCUCAUGGUAAUCGGGGAGAGCAUGCCGCCCACUUCAGACACAGUGCCGCUCAUUGGGCUUUACUAUGCAGUUGUUAUGACUUUAGUUUCACUUGCAACAGCAAUGUCUGUGGUUACAUUAAACAUCCAUCAUCGAGGCAUCCAUGGAGGAGAAGUCCCUCCUAUGGUUAAAAAGUUUGUCUUUAGCAUUUUGGCUAAAAUUCUCUUCAUACGGGUUGAGUAUCCUGACACAUUUGAUUCAGCCAAUUCGUUGUUUCACAGAGUGCCUACUACAAAGAUUAUGCCAGAACGAGACUACUGUGAAAAUGGUGGCAUUUCUCCAAAGUUUCGCUGUAGCAAUAACUGUAUCACAAAUCUACAUAGAGCAAUUAAAAACCCUAUAGAAAAUUUUGAGAUACAGUUCUUGAAGGUACUGGAAAAGGUCUACCAAACUAUAGAGAGGAAUGAAAUUCGAACAGCUGAACAGGACAGGCGAGACAAAAUCAAAUCAGAGUGGCAGCAAGUGGCUCUCAUUAUCGACAGAUUCUUGCUAUGGGUAUUUAUUAUAUCCACUUUAGGCACAACCUUUGGUAUCCUCUCCAUGUCGCCACACGCUAGAUUAUAUUGAACGUUCUUGGUAGAACAAGUUGGCUGUUCUUAAAAAUGAAAGAAGUCUAUGAAAGCAGAUAAGAAAUCAGAAUCAAAUGAUACCAAAAAAAUCCUUGCAAGCAAUAAACACAAGCAUAAGCCUGCUUUAUGUAUGGCUAAGCAAAAGUAACUGAUACGAUUGAAGAAGAUGGUUGCUUUGAAACAAGUCAAGAUUUUAUGCAGAAACUAGAGGAUUUUGCAUAUUUAAGCAGUGUUUGUCAGAAGAUAUUUUAUAGCUUCGAGUAGAAUGGGAAGAAAUUUUACAGCUGUGACUAACAUCUUGAAGAAGAUCUUCAAGCACAGUCUUUGUUAAAAUUUUGUUUUUGAUUAGUUAUCUAUAUAACAGAGUAAUGUAUUUAUUAUUCAUAUACACAGUUUGAAGGCGAUGCUUUAGAGAGCAAUUAGGCAGCUAGUUCAAUAAUUUUUAAAUCUAACAGGUGGUAACAAGAACAUUAAAUAAUUACUAGAAUGACCAUCAAAAGUUAUAAUUAAUAUGCCUGCUUUUACCUAGAGUUUUGGCUUAGACUGUAGUUACAAUAUAAGAAUUUGUACAAAGCUAAAAAACUGGUUUUUGUUCCUAGGGAAAAGUAUUUUUUUAUAUAUAACUUGCAAAAAUUAAAUUAAAUUGCAACAUGAUAACUUAAUCAGCCAGAAUAUUCAUGGAAAUUUCAGUGAAAAAUAUUAAUAAUUAUAACAAUGUUACCCUAAUCAUUAAUCCUAGAAUCUUUAAUGUACUUUCAAUUGCAUAAAUAGUGUUAACAUAAUUAUUUAUGCAAUUAACACUAUUUAAAAAAAUCUAGGAAUAAUCUAAAUAAUAUGAUUUAUGAGCAAAUUCUAAUCAAUUUGACAACUUCCAUAAAAUCUCACAAUUACCUGUAAUUUUGCAGUAUUAUAGUAUUCAGUAUUACAGCAAUUAUAUCACAUAAUUAAAAUACACAGUUUAAAAAGCCAUUUAUAUUAUUAAAAAAAUAAUAAAUAUAUUUAUUUUAAAAACGAAAUAUGGCUGCAUUUUAUGCAGCUAAAAAGAAAAGAUAGAAAAACUUCUAUUAGAUCAUGCAUGUUAUUUGAUAUUUAUGAACAAAAUUUAUAAUUAGCACAUUUCCAGAGGUUAUUAAUAUAAUUAUGCUUCAUAGAGCAAUAAUAAACAUAAGAUUCCUGUGCUUCAUUUAAGCGAUUAGAAUGAAUGUAUAAAUGAAUCUAGAUCCUGGAUGUACAAGUAUAUAUUGAUAACCAAACUCUAGAAAUAAUUGUCUAGAAAAGAAAUUAGAUUUGUAUAAAUGAAAGUAUAUAUACAUUUACUUUCAUGAUAAAACAAUUUUGUGCAAUAAAGU
Molecule: messenger RNA, 2669 nt
Organism: Stegodyphus dumicola
Lineage: Eukaryota; Metazoa; Arthropoda; Arachnida; Araneae; Eresidae
Product: neuronal acetylcholine receptor subunit alpha-10-like
Biological process (GO): monoatomic ion transmembrane transport
Cellular component (GO): postsynaptic membrane
Molecular function (GO): acetylcholine-gated monoatomic cation-selective channel activity; transmembrane signaling receptor activity
Source: RefSeq, a predicted model, not a curated record